AUGAGCAAAAAAGCAACGAGUUCAAAAUCAAGCAAUAAAUCAACAAAAUUGAAACCAAUCGAUGAAACGCAACUGAAAACUGCUUUUCAAAUGUUUGAUAUGAAUCGCGACGGAAAAGUCAAUGAAGAAGAGAUGAAGUCUAUGCUAAACAAACUUGGGAUUCAAAUCAAUGAUAAUUUGGUUAAACAAAUGAUUGCCAGCGCAUCAAAAAAUGGUGACGGAUUGAUCACAGAAUCAGAAUUUCUGAUUUGGUUAUCAAAGAUAAAGACACAUAAAGACAAUGACGUCGAAGAGGACCUGAAAGCAGCCUUUUCUGUGUUUGAUUCCGACAAAAAUGGUUUUAUAACAAGAGAUGAACUCAAGUCUGCGAUGCAAUUAAUAGGUGAAACCAUUACUGACAGAGAUUUGGACCAAUUAUUGAAUGCAACUGAUAUCGACAAAGACGGUAAAAUCAAUUAUGAAGAGUUUAUCAAAUGUUUGUUAUAA
Messenger RNA from Oppia nitens, 486 nucleotides. RefSeq names its product calcium-binding protein E63-1-like. Gene Ontology annotation, molecular function: enzyme regulator activity; calcium ion binding. The record is from RefSeq and is a predicted model, not a curated record. The transcript is spliced from 4 exons. NCBI's taxonomy places the organism in Eukaryota, Metazoa, Arthropoda, Arachnida, Sarcoptiformes, Oppiidae. The coding region runs from base 1 to 486 and encodes 161 amino acids.